Molecule: messenger RNA, 2719 nt
Organism: Chlamydomonas reinhardtii
Lineage: Eukaryota; Viridiplantae; Chlorophyta; Chlorophyceae; Chlamydomonadales; Chlamydomonadaceae
Exons: 10
Coding region: 36-1886 (616 amino acids)
Source: RefSeq, a predicted model, not a curated record
CCUAAAACGCUAUUCUGGAAUCCCAGGCAGCAGCCAUGCUCUCAACACACACCAAUUCGCAGCACGGCAAGAACCCGCUCAGCCCGCGCAAGUCGCCGGCGCUCGCCGCGGCGCCCGGCGACACCGCGCCACCAGCCGACCCAGUCGACCCACUCGCCAGCAGCCCUCACCACCAACACCACCAUCACCACCAUCACGAGCACGGCUCAGCAGGCGCGGCGGGCGGCAGGCCCGCCUCCUCCUCGGGCGCGGCCGCGACGACGCUGGCUCAGCGGCUUGAGCUGGUGGCUCGGCGCUUCGUGAGCAAUGUGGUGGGCUGGCCAGGAGGCAGCGGCGGCGGCAGCAAUGAGGAGGAGGAGGUGCGGGGCGGCGAGCAGCAGCCGCAGGCGGGGGACGUGGGCAGCGGUGACAUCGAGACCGCCGCGCGGGUCGCCAGUAUGAUGCUGGCCCCGGGCGCGGCGGUGCACGUGGGCGGCGUGUGGGCGGACGUGCUGGCGCCGGGGCAGCCCAACAACGAGGACGCCCUGUUUGAGUACCUGUCCCGCGAGCGCGCCGCCUACCAGCUGCUGGAGCUGCAGCCGCUGGCGGUGGCUGUAGCUGUGGACAGCGAGCCGGCUGUAGCAGGGCUGGGCGGUGGCGGCGGGGGUGCUGCGGCCGACCCCACGCCCACCGCCGCUGCCGCCGCACACGGACGUGAGGUGGUGGAGGAGGGCGAGAAGCUGGAGCGCCGUGACGGUGCCGGUGGUGGCGCAGGUGGUGGUGCCUGUGGUGGUGGUGCGGCAGCGGGUGGUGGCGGUGGCGGCGACGUGGCGUUCGUGCUGUCGCGGUUCCGAAUGAAGCAUGUGGGCGGCUGGCUGGGCCGUGCGCCGACCGGCCGUGUGUCUGAGGGCCUGCGUGUGGACGAGCUGCGCUUCGACCCCGAGGCCAAGAUAGCGGCGGCCUGGUGCACCCGGCAGCUGACGCAGGAGGAGCUGGAGGUGCUGAGGGCGCGCCCCGAGGGCGGGGAGGGGGAGGGCGCGGGGGUGGGGGCGGGGGAGGGGGCAGCAGCGCAAGCCAAGGCACCAGCGCUGGAGCCCUCCCUGCUGAGGCUGCAGGCCUCCGAGCUGGCCCCGCAUAAGAUGAUGCAGGUGGCGGCGCUGUGGUCCCAGGCCUGGAAUGUGGCCACGGACGCAGGCGCCGUCAACCCGGACCUGCUGGACUGCCUGGCUGAGCCGACGCUGACAGCAACAGACAUGAGCGGACUGGGGCUGGGCGGAGGAGGCGGAAGUGGAGGAGGUGUGGGUGGGGGUGGAGGCGGGGAGGAGGAGCAGCAGCACCCGUUCACGGCCAUCCGCAGUCGUGAUGACGCCAAGGCCGCGCUGGCGGCGCUGUGUGCCUCCUACGAGGUGGACGAGGGGCUGGUCACGGCGGCGGCGGCCAGAGGCACCAACGCGGCGUUUUGCCACUGGCGGGCGCGACUCACGCCCCGCCGCCGCGGCGGCAGCAGCGGCGCCGGCAGCGGCAGCAGCGGCAGCACACAGGACGCCGCCACACCACAGCCCGGCGGCGGCCGCCUCACAGCCGCCAUCACUGCUACAACAGACGCCGGGAGCGGCAGUAGCGGCGGCGGUCGCGGCAGUAGCAGUGGUGGUGGCGGCCACGGCCCGGGCUCCUACGUGGCUGAGGGGGUGGACCUGCUGCUGUUCGCGCCCAGCGGCAAGCUGCAAGCCAUCGCGCAGUUCCGGCGGCCGCUGGGGUGGGAGCGGCGUACGCUGCUGUCGGCGGCGGGGCUGGCGGCGGCGAUGGCGGAGGCGGGCGUGGCGGAGGCGGCGGCGGUGGCCAAGGGGCCGGGCGUGUGCGUGGUGGACAAUGCACCCGCCGGAGCGCCCGAGGGCGUCAUCGCUUAGGAAGGAGCGGCAGAGAGAGGUGUGCACGGUGAAGCCUUUGAUUGUGAAGUGCGCCGGCAGCGAAGCGGAGUUCCUGCCUCCCGCGUGUGCAUGGUGGUGUUGAGGAGUGAACGUGCAGGCGUGCAGCGAUUGCUGUCGACAGACACCGGGUGCGUGGGAUCAUAGGAGGAGGCGCGCGCGAACCCAGCAGCUACAGUGUUGGAACAGACCGCGAAGUUGCAGAGUAUUGUUGCAAAGUGUUAGCCUUGGAAGGAUGAACGUCAUCACGGUUGUGUGAGGGAUGGCGUCCGUUAUACAGUACCAGUAAUUUGCCUGCGUGAUGUAGAUUUGCUGGAGGGGUGGAAAGGUGGCUCGGCGGUGAGUGCGGCGCGCCAACCGGAACCCGCCGGAGCUAGGGAAUAACAGCCGCUGAGGACUGCUACCCCAUGUCUCCAGUGUGCUCCAUUUGUAGCGAUUCCAUGUCCCCCACUUCCAUACAAUUUAGCUCACACGGGCAGGCUCAUAUAUAUCCUGCGGAAGUCGGGCAGGCUCAUACAUGAGUGGUCGUCUGUUCUAGGCGCAAACUCAACACAUUGCUUCGGCGUGUGGGGACGCGGCGUUGGCGAGAGCCACGGAUGGCCCUAGUACCGUGGGGGCAUGUCGCACCCGGGGAGGGCACUGUAGCGAUUCCUUGGCCCAAGCAGCCGUCAAUGCAUCCUGCCUUGGAUCGUGGCGUGUCAACAAAACACACCAUGCCGGACGCAGGUCGGGACUACGCAUCAAGUUACCGGUCAUAUGCGUUAUGCUUGGGGUUCCGCAAGUGCGAAGGGCUGGCAUCGCGUCUAAAGUCAACC